Molecule: messenger RNA, 5551 nt
Organism: Paralichthys olivaceus (Japanese flounder)
Lineage: Eukaryota; Metazoa; Chordata; Actinopteri; Pleuronectiformes; Paralichthyidae
Gene: tmem170a
Product: transmembrane protein 170A
Biological process (GO): endoplasmic reticulum tubular network organization
Cellular component (GO): endoplasmic reticulum membrane
Source: RefSeq, a predicted model, not a curated record
UUUUCGCUUUUCAGAAACCAACGGGUGGCGUCACGGACACUACGUCCAUCUUUAUAUACAGUCUAUGGUUUAAUGACAUGAUGGACACUCUUGUACAGUAGGUGGCGGUGUACACCUUAAGUUGUUUGCGAUCCGCCAGUAAACCGAGAGAAGAAGAAGUAAAAACCUGCAGCUAGCUGGUGUUACGUCGAGAUGGAGUGUUGUGAAAUCCCACAGCAACCACUCUGAUGGUUUCCCACGUCUCUUGUCCAUCUGUCCCUCAUGCAGCGUCCAGUGUCGGUGUGAGACAUGACGGACAGAUACAGUGAGGUCGGCUUUGUCCAGCAAAUACUCGGGUUGAAUUUAGUGCCGAGGAAAAAUGGCACACACCGAGGAAACGACACGUCUCUCAGCGACUUCUCAGAGAUGUGGUAUGGAGUGUUUCUGUGGGCAGCGGUUUCUUCCCUGGUCUUCCACCUGCCUGCAGCUCUCCUCUCCCUUGCCACGCUGCGUCAGCACAGGAUGGCCCGAUUCAUGCCCAUUGCAAUCCUCCUCAUGGGCAUCGUGGGACCAGUGUGUGGGGGAGUCCUCACCAGUGCAGCCAUCGCAGGUGUUUACAAGGCGGCAGGGAAGAGGAUGAUCUCUUUGGAGGCUCUUGUUUUUGGGGUUGGACAGUCCUUUUGUGUCCUCAUCAUCUCUUUCCUCAGGGUCCUCGCAACCCUUUAGCAGAGCUGAGGCUUGUCUGGAUGGACCUGAUGCUGCUGGGUCACUCUCACACAGACAGCACCACAGUUUUACAUGGUAUACACCACAUCCCGGCAAAUCCUGGGCCACAUGUAAACCAGCCAGAUGUGGGUCAGGAUGUCACUACCUGCUGAUGGACCAGGAACAGAACAGAUUUCAGUCUACUAUGAAAAAAUAAGCAGCAAGUGUUAUACAGCACUAAGCCUUCUGAUUAGCUGUCGAGACAUCUCUAUGAUGUCACUGUAAGACAGCAAACUACUGAUCACAGGGCAAGUAUACACUACACAACAGCAAAUACAGUGUAUUUAAAAAUGACAAAUGAUCACUAGACACUUAAUUAUUAUGUAUGCAGUUUUUAUGUGUGAUGUAGAGGCAGCAUGAUGCUGUUCUGCAGUAGUAUCCAAAUGACAUUAACCUCUUAGGUUCUGUGUUUGUGUACUUCUAUAGUUGUGAGGACCAAUUUGUUUGAGGGUAAUGACUUGACUCUGAGGUUCAAUUAUAAUUAGUUAGAGCUUUGGCGAAUGUUUGGGGUUAGACAUUUAGUUAAAGUGCUUGAGGUCAGGGUCUGUAUAAUGUCAAUAAGUGUCCUCACAGAGACAAAUGCCCAAGUACAAAUGUCUAAUUUGAAAGAUGUACUCAUGUUCUUUCAUUGGGGAUCAAUAUAAUAUAUAAUGGGACGUACAUUGAUUUGAUACAUUUGAUUUGUGCUGAGGGAUGCUGUUGUCAAAGAUGGGUGAACAGGUGUCCCCUCUCUUGGUAGCUACUUUGAAUUCACAACUUCUUCAAACUGGAUUUUCAUUCUCAAGGACAACCCCGUGUUUCUUUGUGAUGUCCAAAGCGAUGGCAUGCUGCUAAAUUUUAGCUUCUCUUUUUGGGAACAGCUGACAUUCUCCAUUCAGUUGCACUGUUAAUGCGCAAAUGUACAGUGUACAUGGUAUGAUGAACAUUGUUUUUCAUAGCGUGGUAUACUGUGAAACCAGCUGCAACCUCAGUAUGUGAAUGUUGGACUCCGUGCAGUGACUGGAUAACAGUCAUUUUGACAGAUGCUCUUUUGAUACAGGAAGAUGAUGGUUUUAUGCAAGAUCCUGGCUUUUCCUUUGAGGCCUUAAUUUCUAUUUUCUAAUAUCCAAAGUGGUGUUCUCUUCAGGGCUGUCUUUCUUUAACACCCUUUCUAUUGCUGCCCUUUUGUUCUUUCUCAUAGUUUUUGUUUAGAUCAAUUCAAGUCGGACUGCCUGUCUCUGCUAUAGGUUCCAAAUCAGCAAUUCACAUUUACUGCCACCUGUCACCUUUACAUGACACUGUUGAAAAUGUUUAGUUGUGAUCACACAGCCUAGAGAAUGUCUUCAUAGUUUCUCUGCUCAUCUUCUUAGUUUGUCAGUUUAUUUGUUUAAAGCGAAUUCCUUACAGGCUGUUGUCAGUUUUCUUGACAAACCCAAAGAUCACCUUUGUUAGAUCUUUUCCAAUCUCUUUGAAUGAUAUUUUAUUUUUCUUCGUAUUAUUCCCAAGUCUUUUAGCUGUUCAAUCUUUUUGACCAAAUACAGAUUACUCAUAUUUUUCAAGUGUGAAUAUGAUGUUUCGAUGAUGGUUUAAUAGAAGUGUGUUCCCUUGUACAUCAGUCACAACAUUCAAACCAGUGAGUGGUUUUUAUGCUGACAGGUCAUGUAUACAGUGUGUGUGCACGCCAUCAGGUUUUAUUGUUGUAUUUUUAUCGGCUCAUUGACUCCCACAGUCGUUAUGCUAUUUGUUGCUUUUGGAAGUGGACAGAUACUUUUGAAUUAACAUCACACAUGUACAACUUUCAUAUACAGGCAAACUCUAAGUGUAAUAUUAUGCUUUGUUAAAUGUGAUGCAGUUUGCUCUGUCAGCUGGCACCACUAACAGACCUGUAGUUAAUGUGAGCACAAUUCCCUUUUCCACCUGAUUUGACUUUGGUUUGGAUUUGAUAUUUAACCUCAGUAUCUUCGUGUUGAUGACAAUAAUAGUAAACCAAUAUGCAGUUAAUUGAAUUAACAAACUGGAGCUGCCACCAGUGGACCAGAUUUUGAGCUGUAAUGGAACAGAAACAAGACAGCUUGUAAAAAUCCAGGUAGAAUCUGUGGAGCAAAGAUUGAGUCAUUUUUGCUCUGAUGGAUCCAGAACUUCUUUCUUUACAAAUGUUACUGUUAUUAUUUCCCACAUUUUCCUACAAAGAUCCCAUCUUGUAAUAGAGCCUGUACAUGAUCAGAAACUUACACUACUCAUUAAAACCAGUUAGCUUAAAGCUAGUGGACCAUUUGUUCUAUUAACUGUCAUUGAUUUUUACUAAGCGUUAGGAGCCUUUUAACUCAUGCGAUGGCAAAGAGAGCAGACAGCAAGCUUCACCUUCAUCUCCUCGACGAUGCGUUUAAACCCCUAAAACCAAAGAUGGCUUGUAUUCUUCCCCUUGUACUUCACUAGCUACUCUUCAGUUCAGUAGUUUAGUUCCAUCUGAAAAUUCCAUGAUGCGUGUAAACAUUCAGCAAAUCAAACUGAAGCUAGAAUGAAGAAGUUUCUGGUUUUAGUUUAAUCCUGGGAAGUACGAUAUCUAAAAAUGUCUAAAAAUAGGAAAAUGCCAUCAUUAGAGAAUGAGUAGACACUAAUGACAGCACAGUUGGAUUGUUAAGAGCAGGUUAUAGACAUUCAGUGCAGUUAGGAACUACAAUGGGACAGUAGUAAUUUCUGGACAGUGACCAUGAUAACCAUUACCUGAGGAAUUUAGAGAAAUAUGAUUUAUUUCUCUAACUUAUUUCAUUAAUUCAUUUUAAUGGGGUGUCCUCAGAUUUUGGAACAAGAUGAGAUAAUUGCCUUCGACACUAAACCAUCAUUUCUUAAAAUGUAAUUUCAUUGAGACUGGAUUUUAUCCACGGAGGAAACUCAGCUCAUUGCACUGUACAUAUUGUAUGUUCUGUAUAUGCACAAUCCCCUGAGCUGAGAAAAGUGAAUCAAUUUUUGUUACUACAAAGAUGGAGUGGAAAAUCAAAGCAGUCCAUUGAAAUAUGUGGCUGGUGCAGGAAUAAAUGGAGUUGUGUUAAUCCCUUGGCCUUGCUGUUAAUGCUGUACAUUUUGGAGAAUUUUUAUUUUUUUAUGGUUGUGUAAUUUAGCUCCUUGAGGACAGGAGUUCUCUGUGGUUCUGUUACUGCAGCUUACACUGUUACCUUAAUAAAUUCAGUCUCGAUGUUUUCACUUCUGUCUAAACUAGUUUGCAUCAAUACUAAUCUAUCUGGACAGGUGACACUGAUACAACUGUUUUGUUGUCUGACCUUACAGACAAUAAACGUGUUUUCCAUUCUUGUGUUGGCAGACAAUUCUAAACAAGUGCUUUAAUGUGAACUGUUAGAUACAGCAUAACAUUUCCAUACAUACAGACUAAACUGUCUCAGGGCAAACUCUUGCUCUAGCAUAAAGGUUCAGUGUGUAGAAUUAAGUGACAUCUAGUGGUGAAGUUGCAUGUUGCUGAAUACCCCUCACCUCACCCUCUCCUUAAAAGGUGAUCAAUUCGGCAGCUGUGGAUGUGGCUGAGGGGUUGAGCAGUUGUCCUCCAACUAGAAGGUUUGCUGCUUGAAUCCCAGCCCUUGCCAAAGUGUCCUUGUGCAAAAUGCUGAACUCCCAAAAAAAUUCUCCUCCUAAAUGUAGAAUGUAAGUUCCUUCGUAUAAAAGCGUCAGCUAAAUGACAUGUAAUGUAAUGUAGUUUGUCCUGGUGUGGCUUGUGUGGCCUCUGCGGACCCACUCCUCGUGUAAAUAUAAAGUAUUUAAAUAUAAAGGGCCAAUUCUAGGGUAAAGAAAACCACAAUUUGUACAAUUUAGAUGAAACAUCACUAGGAUUAUUUUAUAUAAAAUUUCUGCCAACAGAUCCCUUUAAGUCAAAUCCUACACACUGGACCUUAAACGUUCAUGUUCUUGCACCUACUUAAAACAGGCCUAGGAAUGUAGAGAAUUUUAAGCCACAAGACUAAUAGAAGAUCAAGUAACUAAUACAAGUAGCUGUUCGCUUGAUGCAUAUGUCAAGCCUGCUACCACCAGUAAAAGAAAAGGGAAAUUAAUGAGAACUUGGGGAUGUUUGGUAAAAAAUACUCAUGCAAAUUCCAAAUGAGGUGAGAUGUGGAGUCCUGGAGUCAAUUUUGACAAACAGGGAGAUUCACUAUUUUAGUCAUGAGCCACUUUACUCAAUAGUUUAUAAAGUAAAUGUUAGAUGGUCUGUAUUUAUAUAGCUUUCUCGUCGUCUUGAUGACCUCUCAAAGCUCUUUACAGUAAAGAACAGUACCUUUAUUCAAAGCAUGUUGAUAACAGCAGCCUUUCAGGACGUUCUCCUUCAUGAAGUUUAUAAUGUUCAGUUUGAGCUGAAAGUGAGUCCUCUGCUUCAUUACUUUGGAUUACUUUAGAAGAUGUAGUUCAUGGUGCUGUUUAACCUAGUUGCAUUAUAUUGGGAAACAUUUGUUCAACAUAGAAUAGCCGUCAAUACAGACUGGUACAGUUCAUCCAGAAAAUCCCUGAGUGCUGCAUGGGAUGUUCCUUCAUGGAUUGUAACGGGGGGCAAUGUACACAGAAGACUGGGAGCUAUGUGAUUUUACUGAAAACACAAUAAAUGUAUCAGUGUCAUUUUCUCUGAUGGACAAACACAAUAAACAAGUGAAUCAAAUUAUAAAUAUCAAGGUAAUGCUGAGUAUCUGCUGUAAUUUAACCAUGUAUUCCUAUGGUCCUCAUUCCUGGAUCAGUCUUGUUAAAUUUUUAUCAGAUACAAAUGGUUUAAAGUAAAUUUUACUGAAGUAAAUUAAGUGCCAUUGGUAAUUAUUUUCAUGAAAUAAAAAUGUUU